Messenger RNA from Ooceraea biroi (clonal raider ant), 2887 nucleotides. It is a transcript of the gene RASSF8, whose product is annotated as ras association domain-containing protein 8. Gene Ontology annotation, biological process: signal transduction. NCBI's taxonomy places the organism in Eukaryota, Metazoa, Arthropoda, Insecta, Hymenoptera, Formicidae. The record is from RefSeq and is a predicted model, not a curated record.
ACUGUCGUAGUACACAUGCAAUAAUGACUUACUGCAAACUGUCGCCCGUGUUGUGCAUCACCACAAGUGUGCACCUCAAUUUCGAUAAUUAUUCAUCGCGACUCGGAGGUGCCAAUUUGCCAGAAUGAAGCGGUGAACAUUAAUUUACCGUAGCCUCGUUCCCUCGUAAUUUAUAAUUAAGCGAUUGCGCGAAAAUAACUUGCCUCGCUCGCGUUCGAAGGUGAAUUCCACAGUAACAGUAAGUCAUGUAAGAGGUUAUAGCAACAGCGUACAUACAAAGAGAGAUAAAGAACAGCGAGUUCCGUGUGUUUUUCUCGGCGAGAGCUUACUUUACGAUGCACAGAAUCACGCUGGAAAUUCCGUGUCGCUGAUCUCGCAACGCGAUGGAGCUCAAGGUGUGGGUCGAGGGGAUACAACGGAUCGUAUGCGGCGUCACCGAGACCACCACCUGUCAGGAUGUGGUAUACGCACUUGCUCAUGCUACCGCUCAAACAGGUAGAUUUACUUUGGUGGAACGCUGGCGGACCAAUGAGCGUCUGCUGGCGCCUUAUGAAAAUCCUCUGAAGAUCUUGAUGAAGUGGGGCGAAUAUUCUUCGGAAGUUCAAUUAAUCUUGAGACGCUCCACAUCAGAAAACAACAACAAGACAACUGCACUGUCAAACAGUCGCUUGACAUACGCGCCACGUACAAAUGGAUUGCCAGUUUUGUUAUCUGAACAUGGAACGGGCACUGAUGUGCAAGAUGGGACCAAAAGCAUGCCAGUCACGCAAAAUACGGACUUUGACGACAUGCAGGGAGGAUUGGAGAGAAAUAGGGAUACCAGGAAAUCGUUGACAUUUAGUGGAUUUCACGGAGGUAUCACAGAAGGCAAUACAGAGAUUCAAAUGGAGAACGUGGCUGUAGUUCAACCCACACCACACCUGAAGAAUAAGGACAUGAACAUCCGAAAGAACACCCAGAAACCGACGCAGUCGCCCACGCGAGGAACCAAUACCGAAAUUGCAUCGCACUUGUCGCAGAAGAAGGUGCGCGAGGUUCCACCGUACAGGGAGCCCCCGGGACCAGCUUCGCCACCGUUACGGACUUUGCCGCCCUACCGAGACCCACCGCCGCCGAAUUUGAACAGCCCUGGAAGAUCGCAGUUUGUACCUGGGAUGAACAGCGGGAGCCCUCACGUGCACAAGGACGAUCAGCCGUCAUCCAGCAAUUCCAGCAUAAAGUUGAAGAGGAAUCUUAUACAGGAGUUCCAGGACGCAAAAGUGCCCACGCAAUCCGUGAAUCCACUUCCUGCCACGGCGCAGAACAUGGCAACUGUUGCUUACACUCAACGAUACGUUGAGCUCUUGAGACUAGUCAACAAACAGCGGGAUACCAUCAACGCUCAGCAAGCUGAUCUUACGAAGUUUGAUGCAGAAAUAUUAUAUUGGGAGACGAAGAACAGGGAGCAAAUGCAUCAGAUGGAUUAUAUUUCGCAGGAAAUGAAUCGCAUCGAAUCUACUGGCCGUAUUAUUGAAGAACAGCUGAAAGAAUUGGCUCACGUAGAGGAAGAGAGCGAAAUAGUCAGGCAGCAAGAAAAGACACUGAAGUCCGAAAUAACGCUGCUGAGAUCGAAACUUGCCAAUUGCGAGACGGAGCUGCUUCAAUGUAAAAAUAAGAUUAGGCUGGUUAUGGAGGAGCUCGCGAUGGAGCAACACAACAUAAGUCGCGAGUCGGACGAGCGGCAGAUGAUGGAGCGGAAGAUAAUCAGCGAGGUGGAGCACCUGCAGAACGAAGUCGAGCAAGCGAAACGCGCGACCGAGCUGGCUUCGCAGCACGCGGAAUCACUCAAGCUGGAAGUGGUCAAUUUGGAGUCGGCUAUUGUUGAGAAGAAGUUGCAAGUGGAGAGACUGGUAGCCGACAUGAAGGAGGCGAAUCUGCAGAGUCUGGCAGUCGCAUGUUCGGACGAACAAGUGAAAUCUCUGCUAGAAGGUGCUCAUAAACCUGGCAGCACCCGCAAAAUGAUAGGAUCACCGAGACAAUUGGAAACAGCGGUGCCCACCAGCAAAAAUCCACACGGCGUCUGGGUGUGAAUAGAAAACGAUGCAUCCGACGACGCUUUCUCAUGUGAGGAAUGUAUCAAAGAAUACGUAUCGCAAAUUAUUACCGUUUAUCGUUUUACCGAAUACUUAAAGCAAUUUCUUCAUGCAUUUAUUAUUGGAAAACUGACUAGAAUUAUUGUUACAUACCUAGAUCGUCAGCGAGUUUUAUUUUGUACUUAAUCUUCUGUAUCAUAGUAUAUCUUGUUCAUUCACGAGAUAUUUUAUGAGAUUGUUAAUCAAAGACAUAUAUUUGUACGUAAUAUAUGCAUGUAAAUUGUUACAAUAUAAGCCGUAUAUUUUUGGAGACACGUAGCGUCUUCUACAGAAAAGUAAUCGUUCGUAAAUUAUUAGGAAAAGAAAAAGAAUUACUUUGAUCUCAAGUACUGCGUUCUGUUAACGUUUGUUAACGAAAGAAGUUAUCUAGGAUCAAUAGUCGUCUAAGAUGUUUAGCCGCUAAUUCGGAUUUCCUUUAAUAGAGAGCAAAAUAAUUUUAAAAAUCAAAAUUACUGGUGCACCGUUAUAAUAUUAUACUUGUUAGUAGUUAGGUUUACAAUUAGCUGUUUAUAGUGAACGUUCAGAUAUUUGCCAUAGUAGAUUUAAUUAUAAUUUUGUACUUAAAUUAGAUUGAUUAUAUAUAAGUUAAUAUACAUAUAUGUAACGAUGUGUUAGUCUACGUUAUUAACAGCAUAAUUAUUGCAUGAUAUAUCUAGUAUUCUUUCUAUGUGUUACGAGUAUUACACAAUUGUUUUAUACACAAGUCUCAUUUUAUACUUACAACAGAAUUUUUAUUAAAGAUAUACUUAUUUAAA